UCAGGAAAUAGACUGAACCAGGAAACACUCGCUCUGCAUUUGCUCAAGGGCACCACAACAGCUCCAAACCCUCAACAGACAUGUCCUCCACCAGUGAAAGGAGCUCUGAGGAGACGUUCCUAUGCUCCAUCUGUCUGGAGGUGUUCUCUGAGCCAGUGUCCACUCCAUGUGGACACAACUUCUGCCAAUGCUGCAUCUCUCAGGUCUGGGACACUGAUGGGCCCUGCACAUGUCCUCUGUGUAAAGAGGUGUUCCACAGCAGACCACAGCUCAAGGUCAACACGCUCCUGAAGGAGGUGGUCUCAGGGUGUAACCUGGAGAUGAACGAGAGCAGAUCUAUGGGGGGGGUGCCCAACUUUAAAGAGGUCCAGUGUGACGUGUGCUCUGAGCCCAAGCUGAAGGCCCUCAAGUCCUGCCUGGUGUGUCUGUCCUCCUUCUGUGAGAGCCACCUCCAGCCUCAUCUCACAGUCUCUGGGCUGAAAAGACACCAGCUGAUGGAGCCUGUGGAGAACCUGGAAGACAGGAUGUGUCCCACACACCAGCGCCCCCUGGAGCUCUUCUGUGCCACUGAUGAGAAGAGCAUUUGUGUGAUGUGCUUUGCUCUAGAGCACAAGAACCAUGAGUUUUUGUCUCCGGAGGAGGUGUGUGAGCGCAGGAGGUCCUCUCUGCUGCAGACUCAGGCUCAGAGCCAGCACAUGGUGGAGCAGAGGAGGCAGAAGAUCCAGGAGAUCCAGAGCCUCCUGGAGCUGAGUGAGACAGAGGCCCUCAGAGAGAGGGCUGUGGGGCUGCAGGCCUUCACUGCUCUCAUGCAGUCUGUUCAGAGGCGUAUGGACCUCUUCUUAGAGGAGCUCCAGGAGAAGCAGAGCCGGAGCCACAGACGAGCCCAGGAUCUGGUGCGGCGGCUGGAGCAGGAGAUCUGUGAUCUGGAGCAGAGCGGCGCUGAGGCCGAACGUCUCUCACGCUCUCAUGACCCCCUCCACUUUCUACAGCGCUGCCCUGCACUCACGCCCCCUGCUGGGCUUAAGGAGUGGAGCAGCGUGAGCUUUGAGCCGGAGACGUGUGAGGGCAGUGUGACCCGGGCUCUGUCUGAGCUGGAGAACAGUCUCUCUCAGGAGUUUAACAAACACUUUAAAGAACUGUCUUUAAGAUCAGAACUCCUCAGAGUGCAGCAGUGUGCGGUGGAGGUGACUCUGGAUCCAGACACGGCUCAUCCUAAUCUCGCUCUGUCUGAAGAUCUUAAACAGGUUCAUCACACUGGUGUGUGGAAGCAGCUCCCAGACUCUCCUCUGAGGUUUGAUAAAUAUGCAAUUGUUUUAGGAAAACAGAGUUUCUCUUCGGGCAGGUUUUACUUUGAGGUUCAGGUCAAAGGGAAAACAAAGUGGACUUUAGGAGUGGCCCAAGAGUCCAUAAAGAGGAAGGGAAAGAUCACUUCAGCACCUGAACAUGGACAGUGGUGCAUCGUCUUAAGAAAAAAAGAUCAGUACUACGCUUGUUCUUCGCCUCCUGUCCCUCUGUCUCCUCAGAGAGCUCCUCAGAAGGUGGGGGUGUUUGUGGACUAUGGAAAGGGUCUGGUCUCCUUUUAUGAUGCACAUUCUGCAGAUCUCCUCUUCUCCUUCACAAACUGCUGCUUCAGGGAGAAACUGUUUCCAUUUUUCUGUCCCGGUUUAAAAGAAGGAGGAUCAAACUCUGCUCCUCUGGUCCUCACUGCAGUGGAGACUUUGAGCAGUGACAAAGUACUAAAGUAAAAGUACUGCACUUAAAGAGGAGUAUUACACUUCUAUGGAGUAUUAACUGUUAACCAGUGGAGGAAGAAGUACUCAGUUUAGUUACUUAAGUAAAAGUAUUAAAGUACCUGUUUAUAAAUGUACUUAAAGAGCAAAAAGAUUUUGAUUUUGUCCAACAAAACAAUAAAUCAAUGUUUUUUUCUCAUGUUUUAUUUGUAUAUUUUGUGUUAAAGUGGAAGAACAAAGUAACUUCAUAAGACAAAACCUGCAAGAAAUACUUUUACUUUUUACUCUUUAAGUACAUUUUUAAACAAGUACUUUAAUAAUUUUAUGUAAGUAAUAAAACUGAGUACUUCUUCCACCAGUGUGUGGAGCACGGGUGAUGUAAACAUGUGGGUGGAGCUUCGUACACGGGUGAUGUAGACUCGUGGGCGGAGCUUCGUACACGGGUGAUGUAGACUUGUGGGCGGAGCCUUGUACAGGCUCGUACUGCUCACUGUGGGAGAGAUCUCUAGAUUACUCAAACAUGGACGACAUGUACAACCUCUUCAGGAACAACAUGAAAACAUGAUGAUUUUACACAAAACCUCCUCUUUAAGUAUCAUUUUGAGGUAUCUGUACUUUAUGUACAUUUUACUGUGUGUACUUUUUACUGUGUGUACAUUUUACUGUGUGUACUUUUUACUGUGUGUAUUUUUUACUGUAUUUACUUUUUACUGUAUAUUUUGAAGUGAACUGAAAAGUACCAAGUUCCUUAAACUUUGGAACCUGAGAUAUUUUAAGGACAAUAAGAAAAAGUUCAUCUGAAUCUCUACAGUGAUGUACCGUAUUUUCCGCACUAUAAGACGCACCUAAAAGCCUUUAAUUUUCUCAAAAACCCACAGUGCGCCUUAUAAUCCGAUGCGCCUUAUAUAUGGAUCAAUAUUGGUCAAUUAUGACACCCGUAGUCAGGAGGUGUCACCGAAGUAAUAGCAGUAAUAAAUCCCUUUAAGGACUGAGCUAUGACCUAGACUUUUAUUCUUUUUUAGCCAUAAAAAUCAUGUUAAACGAAGUAUCAGAAUUUACUGCAUUUUUUUCACACAUCUACUUCUAUUUUACACAUCCAUCUGUAUUUUUUCUUUUACGCAUCGAAUAAAUGACCCGCAGCCCCCGCGCUCUCAUUCGUCACCUUCAGGACAACAGAGGCAGAUUUACCGUAAUGAUGGUCAAAUAUUUAGAUGCCCCAUGUCUCCGCUUUGAGACGGAGUUACGCUGCUGGAAAGUCCGCGAUGAUAUGAUCCGACUCUAUAGGGAUAACGGGGAGACAGCGCCGGGAGACAUACG
This is a messenger RNA of Periophthalmus magnuspinnatus, 3047 nucleotides long. RefSeq names its product E3 ubiquitin-protein ligase TRIM21-like. Bases 81 to 1745 code for a protein of 554 amino acids. The record is from RefSeq and is a predicted model, not a curated record. NCBI's taxonomy places the organism in Eukaryota, Metazoa, Chordata, Actinopteri, Gobiiformes, Gobiidae. Gene Ontology annotation, molecular function: zinc ion binding; protein binding. The transcript has 2 exons.